GGAUGGUGGCACAUGCCUGCUGUCACAUCACUCCCGAGCGGACGGUCACAGAUUCACUAGUACGGAUCUCCGAACGGCCCAGAUUGCAGUUUCGUCGCAGCUAUUUCGGACUCGCUCUCUCAGCUCCAGCUUGGUCGGGACCCCCCUUUAUAAGAGAGGGAAAGGAGCACACAGCUUUCCUUUUUUCUCUCGCUUAUGUACUACUAUGAGUUUCUUCUUUCAAUUUCACUCUGACUGUUAAAUCUCAGUCGAUAGUGAUAGGGCCUAUCGUUCGUUCAACGGCCAGUGAUUCUGUUUCCUUUAUUUCUUUCUUUCUUAGCUGAGCUCUCUCUUUCAUGGCUGCGGUCUCGAGCGACGUGCUCUGUUGUUUGUUUAUGAGUAGUGGAGUGACGGAUCCUUUCCUUUUGGGGUUCCAAUUUGCGUGAAAUUACGGAAAUGCCUCUCUCUUCUCUUCUCUGAAAUCUUUAGCUUUAAUUCUCGUGGUACUGUGCAGAGAUCGCCAUCUGUGAGUAUGGCAUGAAUUGGUAAAUAGAAGCAGAGCAAUGGCUUGAGGUAGCAUAGUGACGCUUGUUGUUGUACUCCUUAACUUUAGAGUUCUCUCUCUCUCUUUUUUUUUUUUUUUUUCAUUUUUUUUUUUUUUUUGUAAACUAGUUUUUGGUAGGUAUGAGUGAGGGUUAGGGUUAUACACAUCUCCCUCUGUAAUUACAAAAAAAAAAAAAAGAAGGGUAAAAAACAAAACAAAAAAAAAGACAAAGGAAAAGCUUUGAUAUGAAGCUGUCAACAUCGGGUUUGAGUCGGUUGGAUCAUGAAGGAGGAGGAGAGAAGAAGUGCCUAAAUUCGGAGCUAUGGCAUGCAUGUGCUGGACCACUGGUGUCCCUACCAACGCCGGGGACUCGUGUUGUCUACUUUCCUCAGGGUCAUAGCGAGCAGGUUGCUGCCACUACUAACAAAGAAGUUGAUGGGCACAUCCCCAAUUACCCGAGCUUGUCUCCCCAGUUGGUUUGUCAACUCCACAAUGUCACAAUGCAUGCAGAUGUGGAAACGGAUGAAGUAUAUGCUCAAAUGACAUUGCAGCCUUUGACGCCGGACGAGCAAAAGGAUACAUUUCUCCCUAUGGAAUUGGGGAUUCCAAGCAAGCAGCCCACCAAUUAUUUUUGCAAGACAUUGACAGCGAGUGAUACUAGUACCCAUGGAGGUUUCUCUGUUCCUCGUCGUGCGGCUGAGAAAGUUUUCCCUCCAUUGGAUUUCUCACAGCAGCCACCAGCUCAGGAACUUAUCGCAAAGGAUCUCCAUGAUGUCGAGUGGAAGUUUAGGCAUAUUUUUCGAGGACAGCCGAAACGGCAUCUUCUUACUACAGGCUGGAGUGUGUUUGUUAGUGCCAAAAGACUUGUUGCAGGGGAUUCUGUUCUCUUUAUCUGGAAUGAGAAAAAUCAGCUUCUUUUGGGAAUUCGGCGUGCCAUUCGACCGCAAACUGUGAUGCCGUCGUCUGUUUUAUCGAGUGAUAGCAUGCACAUUGGACUCCUAGCUGCUGCUGCUCAUGCUGCAGCAACCAAUAGCUGUUUUACUGUUUUCUAUAACCCGAGGUGGCUCACGGUUCUCAAAGUCUCUCUCUCUCUUUCUUUUUUUUUUGUUGGUCUUUUCCUCUGUAAUGCUCGCUGCUUUGCCUUUUCAAUUAUGUGCAGGGCUUGUCCGUCUGAGUUUGUUGUGCCCCUUUCAAAAUAUGGUAAAGCAAUAUAUCACACACGUGUAUCAGUUGGGAUGCGAUUCCGGAUGCUUUUUGAGACUGAAGAAUCAAGUGUCAGAAGGUACAUGGGCACGAUAACUGGAAUAAGUGAUCUGGAUCCUGUUCGUUGGCCAAGUUCUAAUUGGCGAUCUGUUAAGGUUGGUUGGGACGAGUCAACAGCAGGUGAGAGGCAGCCAAGGGUAUCUUUGUGGGAAAUUGAACCCUUAACAACUUUUCCCAUGUAUCCGUCGUUGUUUCCCCUCAGACUAAAACGCCCUUGGCAUCCUGGGGUCUCAUCUUUGCUUGAUAACAGGGACGAAGGAGCUAAUGGGUUGAUGUGGGUAAGGGGGGGAACCGGAGAGCAUGGUCUGCACUCCCUUAAUUUUCAAGGAAUGGGUUUGUUCCCCUGGAUGCAGCAGAGAAUGGACCCAACACUGAUUGGAAAUGAUCAUAAUCAGCAGUACCAAGCCAUGCUGGCUGCUGGAAUGCAGAACCUAGGAAGUGGAGAUCUCCUACGACAACAAAUUAUGCAAUUUCAGCAGCCCUUCCAGUAUAUUCAACAGCGAGAGAGCCAUACUUCACUCUUGCAGCAGCAGCAGCAGCAACAGCAACAAGCAAUUAACCAAGCCGUCCCUCAUAACAUCCUGCAGGCACAAACCCAAGUUUUAACACAGAACAUGCCCCAGCACCUUAUACAGCAACCACUUAACAACCAACAAGAGGAACAGGCACGGCAACAGCAACAGCAACAUGCCUAUCAGAAUAUGCUUCAUAGUAGAAGCGAUCAGCUGCAUCAGGGACUGCAGUCAAAUGUGCCUUCUUUUGCUAAAGCAGACUUCAUGGACCCAAGCACAAAGUUCUCAGGUUCUAUCAGCCCUAGACAGAAUAUGGUCAGUUCAUUUUGUCCUGAAGGGGGUGGCAACUUUUUGAACUUCUCCAGAGUUGGUCAGUCUAUGCUAGCUGAGCCGUUACCCCAACAAUCCUGGGCUUCUAAGUACACACAUUCACAGGUCAAUGCUUUUGCCAACUCAAUGUCACACUCAACAUAUCCUGGGAAAGAUGUUACUGAAGAGCCAGAAAAUUGUAAUUCUGAUUCCCAGAAUCCUACUCUUUUUGGUGUUACUAUUGACUCUUCUGGACUUCUACUCCCUGCCACAGUUCCUACUUUUGCUACUUCAGUUGAUGCCGAUGUGUCCUCAAUGCCAUUAGGGGAUUCUGGAUUUCAGAAUUCUUUGUAUGGUUCUGUGCAAGACUCUGAGUUGUUGCGGAGUGCUGGGCAGGUAGACCCACCAACCCAAUCUCGGACUUUUGUCAAGGUUUAUAAAUCAGGGUCCGUUGGGCGUUCACUAGACAUCUCCCGGUUCAGCAGCUAUAAUGAGCUGCGAGAGGAACUGGCUCAGAUGUUUGGAAUUGAGGGGAAGUUAGAAGACCCUCGUAGAUCAGGCUGGCAGCUUGUAUUUGUUGACAGGGAGAAUGAUGUGCUUCUCCUUGGAGACGACCCAUGGGAGGCGUUUGUCAAUAAUGUUUGGUAUAUCAAGAUACUUUCACCGGAGGAUGUUCAUAAAAUGGGAGAGCAAGCAGUUGAAUCCUUCAGCCCACAUGCAGCUCAAAGGCUGAAUAGCAGUGGCGGUGAAGCUCAAGACCUUGUCUCGGGGCUACCAUCUCUUGGCAUGCUCGAGUACUGAGAGGUUCAAUUGGAAUUUGGAAAGCAGCAAUUGACACGCUCCCAGAUAUUGCUUCAAGAUUCACUGGCGAGAUAAAAUCCAAAAUAUUAGAUCUACUAGUUUUGGUGUGUAACACCUUAAUUCGCCUUAAUUUCUCUCAUAAAUUUACCGCACGACCUCUUUUUCUAAAGACUCUUAGUAGUAUAAUGGGUUUGACUUUUAUGGAGAAAAAGUAUACAAGUUAACAAUUUAGAUAUAAAAAUCAGAAUGAUUGAAUUUGACACUUGCCACCACAUUGAA
Molecule: messenger RNA, 3687 nt
Organism: Alnus glutinosa
Lineage: Eukaryota; Viridiplantae; Streptophyta; Magnoliopsida; Fagales; Betulaceae
Product: auxin response factor 8
Exons: 13
Coding region: 769-3408 (879 amino acids)
Biological process (GO): regulation of DNA-templated transcription; response to hormone
Cellular component (GO): nucleus
Molecular function (GO): protein binding; DNA binding
Source: RefSeq, a predicted model, not a curated record